AUGAGCGAAGCGCUGAUCAAUCUUAUUGCGACCUCGAUCGCGGCCGUCGUUUCGGCUUUCAAGGGACUGCUGGUGCCGAUCAUCUUUUUUUCGCUGCUCGCUUUGCUCAUGCGGCGGAAAAAAGCACUGGGCGACCUGCGCCGGGCCCUGCCUGAAAUCCACCUCAACGUCAAACUCAUGCUGUUUGACGCGAUGUUCAUUGUGCCGAUGAUCAUCAUUCUCGGCACAUUCCUGUCAGAACUCGUCCGUGACAAUGGUCUGAGCCUCUUAUCGCUGGACACCUGGUCGGAACUGCCGGGUUGGCUGACAAUACUGAUCGCAAUCGCGAUUGCCGAUUUCGUCGGGUAUUGGCGGCACAGGCUGGAGCAUACCUGGGUCCUCUGGCCUGCGCAUGCGGUGCAUCACUCCGACACGCAGAUGACCUGGAUCGCGGUGCAGCGCUUUCAUCCUAUCAACCGGUUCACAACGUUUGUCAUCGACAAUCUUGCGCUUUUCCUCCUGGGAGUUCCCCCAUUCGCAAUCGUCGCGAACGGCCUUGUCCGGCAUUAUUAUGGCGCGUUCAUCCACGCGGACCUGCCAUGGACCUAUGGCCCGCUCGGCCGGAUUUUCGUGUCGCCUGCCAUGCACCGCUGGCACCAUGCGACCGACCCAAGGGCCUUCGACACCAAUUUCGCAACCGUAUUCUCGCUCUGGGACCAGAUGUUCGGCACCUGUCGUGUUCCAGGACCCUGUGACGUUCCCACGGGUGUUACGGACAACAUGAAGCAGAGCCUUCGCGGUCAACUGAUCUAUCCCUUUACGAAAAAGGCCUAUCCGCAGAUUUUCGGCAAAUCGGAAGCGGCGACCGAAGCACCUGCCCCAGAACAAAAUGAUGUUUCCGCCGGCGCCCGCAGGCUCGAACAAUAA
Molecule: messenger RNA, 906 nt
Organism: Effrenium voratum
Lineage: Eukaryota; Dinophyceae; Suessiales; Symbiodiniaceae
Source: the annotation of a GenBank genome assembly